Molecule: messenger RNA, 992 nt
Organism: Rubroshorea leprosula
Lineage: Eukaryota; Viridiplantae; Streptophyta; Magnoliopsida; Malvales; Dipterocarpaceae
Source: the annotation of a GenBank genome assembly
GCUUUUUCUUUUUCUAUUACUGAGUUUUCUUCUUGUUUGGUUGCCCAGAAAAUUUCUGUGAUCUUCGCAGCUUUUUUAUGAUGAAUGGAGUUGAUACCGAUCAGUCCGAUAAGGAUUCAGAGCCGUUCGUCGAGGUUGAUCCGAGCGGGCGGUAUGGCCGUUACCAUGAGCUGCUCGGUUCCGGCGCCGUCAAGAAGGUGUACAGAGCAUUCGAUCAAGAAGAAGGGAUAGAGGUUGCAUGGAACCAGGUGAAGCUUCGGAGUCUCUCCGACGACCCGGCUAUGGUUGACAGGCUUUACUCGGAAGUCCGAUUGCUAAGAACCCUAGCCAAUAAGAACAUCAUCUCGCUUUUCAACGUCUGGAGCGACGACCAUCACAACACCCUGAAUUUCAUUACGGAGGUCUGUACCUCCGGUAAUUUAAGGGAGUACCGGAAGAAGCACCGGCAAGUGUCGAUGAAGGCGUUGAAGAAAUGGUCGAAGCAGAUCUUAAAAGGGUUAAAUUAUUUGCACACACACGAGCCCUGUAUCAUCCACAGGGAUCUCAAUUGCAGCAACGUAUUCGUCAAUGGCAACAUUGGUCAGGUUAAAAUUGGCGACCUGGGUUUGGCAGCAAUCGUGGGGAAGAACCAUUCGGCCCACUCAAUCCUCGGAACGCCAGAAUUUAUGGCGCCGGAGCUGUACGAGGAGGACUACACGGAGCAGGUCGACAUAUACUCGUUUGGGAUGUGCGUGCUGGAGAUGGUGACUUUGGAGAUUCCAUACAGUGAGUGCGAUAGCGUGGCGAAGAUUUACAAGAAGGUGUCAAGUGGGGUGAGGCCGGCGGCCAUGUUAAAGGUGAAGGACCCGGAGGUGAAGGCGUUCGUCGAGAAGUGCCUGGGUCAGCCGAGGGCGAGACCGUCGGCAGCCGAGCUCCUCCAUGAUCCGUUCUUCGGCGAGGUUGAUGAUGACGAAAAUGAUGAUAGCUAGUACGAUGAUGUUUUUAAUUUUAUU